Messenger RNA from Suillus bovinus, 438 nucleotides. RefSeq lists its product as uncharacterized. The transcript has 2 exons. Lineage: Eukaryota; Fungi; Basidiomycota; Agaricomycetes; Boletales; Suillaceae. Bases 1 to 438 code for a protein of 145 amino acids. The record is from RefSeq and is a predicted model, not a curated record.
AUGCCAGCCCUUGAGGCUCGGGUUCUAGAGGCAGAGCGGCUCCUUGAUCGCGCUGCUGCCAUUAUGACGGGGUUAUUACCCGAUCUACGCGAAACAUGUAUGAUGCGCGAGCAACUGGAGUUCUCAUAUUUCGAGAAUAUGAAGGUUAAGAAGGAACUUUGGGAUGGCACAGCGCAGCUGGAGAGGGAGUCGCGCAGGUAUAGAAUCAGAUGGCUGAAAGUCGAGAGGAAGAAGGCGCGCGUUGCGAAGUGGGAGCAAGCAAAUCAAUCUAACAGAGAUAAUGAUUGCUCGGACUCGGAUUACUCAAAAUAUUCAACUAAAUCUGAUUCCGAGGGGACGUUAUGGUCCACAGAUGAAAGUAUAAACUCUUCAAGUCGCAAGAGAUCGCGAGAUGAAGAGUCGGCGAGGAGGAAGAGAGCGAAGAAAGAUACAACUUAA